CACCGGCACCAGUAACAGCAGCAGCAGCAGCAGCAGUAGAUAGAGACAGUAGAGACACAGUCACUGCAGCAGCCAGGAGAGACUGUUCUUCAGCUGUGCACCACCCACCGCUGCAUUCACCACUGCUCUGAGAACGCAACGCUCAUCCUUGUGCUCUCUCUCUCUCUCUCUCUCUCUCUCUCUGUGUGUCUCUCCCUCCUCCUUCUCCUCCCUCACCUUCUGUCCUAUUUGGAUUCGACUCACUCUCUCUCUCUCUCUCUCUCUCUAUCUCUCCCUUUCUCUCUCUCUCUUUCUCUCUGUAGCAGUGAUGGGGAAGACCACCAUGUAGAGACGGAGAGGCAGCGGAGGAAACAGCAGAAUAGCAGCAAUGGGAAGCCACACAUGGAGCGGGUCUGGACUGCAGCCGUGGUGAGCCUGAGACCUACAGGAGUUGCAACCCCCAUCAUUGCCCUACUCAGGACCUGACCACUGGGGCUGUCCAACGCUCACCUGGAUGAUCCCCACUUGUGUUUCAUCGCCCCCUCCUCUCUCCUCGUUCUUCGCUGCUCUUUCUCCUCUUCUUGUUUCUUCUCUUUGAUGGUUUUUGGUCUGCUGAUAUCCGAUAGCCUCUCCUGAAACAGAAAGGCUGCUCAUCACUUUAUCCCCUUGGACAUUACCUUCAACUGGCAUUCCUUUUUCCUUUUUUUGGUUGUUGUCGCCUGCUUGAUACCUAUUUUGGAUUUUUUUUUUCUCUCCACUCAUCUCUCUGUUGUGCAGGCUUUUUGAUUGAUUUAUAAGCAAUAACAAACACUUAUCUAACUGACUUGACUAGCCGGCAUCAUGGGAGACAUGUCGAACAGUGAUUUUUACGCCAAGAACCAAAGAAAUGACAGCGACCAGGUGGCUGGCUUCGGCUGCUCGGUCAUGGAGCUGCGCUCGUUGAUGGAGCUACGAAGCACAGAGGCGGUGGUCAAGAUCCAGGAGGACUACGGAGAUGUGGAGGGAAUGUGCACACGACUGCAAACCUCACCCACAGAAGGUCUCACAGGUGACCAAGACGACCUGGACAAGAGGAAAGAAAUAUUUGGGAAAAACCUGAUACCUCCAAAGAAGCCAAAAACCUUCCUGCAGCUGGUAUGGGAGGCCCUGCAGGACGUCACCCUCAUCAUCCUGGAGGUUGCUGCACUGAUCUCCCUGGGCCUUUCCUUCUACCAGCCUCCCGGAGAUAGCACCGGAGCGUACUGUGGCGCAGCGGCAGGGGGGGGCGAGGACGAGGGCGAGGCGGAAGCUGGCUGGAUCGAGGGUGCGGCCAUCCUGUUGUCUGUGGUGUGUGUGGUGCUGGUUACCGCCUUCAAUGAUUGGUCGAAGGAGAAGCAGUUCCGUGGGCUGCAGAACCGCAUCGAGCAGGAGCAGAAGUUCCAGGUGGUCCGCGGUGGCCAGGUUAUACAGCUGCCCGUGGCUGACAUAGUGGUGGGGGAUAUCGCUCAGAUCAAAUACGGUGAUCUGCUUCCAGCUGAUGGUGUGUUGAUCCAGGGCAAUGACCUGAAGAUCGAUGAGUCAUCACUGACCGGAGAGUCAGACCACGUCAAGAAGGAAGCGAACAGGGACCCCAUGCUGUUGUCUGGUACUCAUGUGAUGGAGGGGUCAGGGCGCAUGGUGGUGACUGCCGUCGGUGAGAACUCUCAGACUGGCAUCAUCUUCACGCUGCUGGGGGCCAGCACAGAAGAAGAAGAGAAGAAAGAAAAGAAAGAUCGGGCAGCGGAAGACGCACACCGUAAUACAGACUGCUCCCAUCCCCCUAUCCACCCUAUCGCAACUAUAGCCACGGAUGGGGCUGCAGGCAUUAAUGCCCCUGGCAGUGGCAGCCUAAUUAAUGGUAAAAUGCAAGAUGGCAAUAUGGAGAGCAACCAGAUAAAAGUGAAGAAGCAGGACGGAGCAGCUGCCAUGGAGAUGCAGCCUCUGAAGAGUGCUGAAGGCGGAGAGACCGAAGAAAAAGAGAAGAAGAAGCCUUCUGGCUCAAAGAAGGAGAAGUCCGUGCUGCAGGGGAAGUUGACCAAACUUGCUGUCCAGAUUGGGAAAGCAGGUCUGCUCAUGUCGGCCAUCACAGUCAUCAUCCUGGUCCUGUACUUUGCCAUCGACAACUUUGUAUUGCAGGGGCUCCAGUGGUUGCCAGAGUGCACUCCCAUUUACAUCCAGUACUUUGUCAAGUUCUUCAUCAUCGGUGUCACGGUGUUGGUGGUGGCUGUGCCGGAGGGGCUGCCGCUGGCCGUCACCAUUUCCCUAGCGUAUUCUGUCAAGAAAAUGAUGAAAGACAACAACCUGGUGCGUCACCUGGAUGCGUGCGAAACGAUGGGCAACGCCACCGCUAUCUGCUCUGACAAGACAGGCACGCUGACCACCAACCGCAUGACCGUCGUGCAGUGUUAUGUUGCAGAUGUGCACCACAAGUUAAUUCCAGACCCUGGAGUUCUGCCACCAAAAACUCUCGACAUACUGGUCAAUUCCAUCGCAAUCAACAGCGCCUAUACCUCCAAGAUACUGCCCCCAGAUAAGGAAGGCGGUCUGCCGAAGCAGGUGGGCAACAAGACAGAGUGCAGCCUGCUGGGAUUGGUUUUGAGCCUAAAGCGGGAUUACCAGACAGUAAGAAACCAGAUGCCAGAGGAGAAGCUUUACAAAGUCUACACCUUCAACUCUGUCAGGAAGUCCAUGAGCACCGUCAUCAAACUGCCUGAUGGGAGCUUCCGCAUGUACAGCAAAGGAGCCUCUGAGAUUGUCCUCAAAAAAUGCAACCAUAUUCUGAACGAGGUGGGGGAGUCAAGGGUUUUCCGUCCUCGGGACAAGGACGAGAUGGUGAAGAAAGUGAUUGAGCCCAUGGCGUGUGACGGCCUGAGGACCAUCUGUGUGGGGUACCGUGACUUCUCCUGCAAUCCUGAGCCAAACUGGGAGGAUGAGAACAACAUUCUAACUGACCUCACAGCCAUCUGUGUCGUGGGGAUAGAGGAUCCCGUCAGGCCAGAGGUGCCUGAUGCCAUCCAGAAGUGCCAGCGUGCAGGCAUCACCGUGCGCAUGGUGACGGGAGACAACAUUAACACAGCCAGGGCCAUAGCGAUCAAGUGCGGGAUCAUUCACCCAGGAGAAGACUUCCUGUGUAUCGAUGGCAAAGAGUUCAAUAGGAGGAUCCGCAACGAGAAAGGAGAGGUGGAGCAGGAACGUAUGGACAAGCUUUGGCCUAAACUCCGAGUUCUGGCCAGAUCCUCCCCAACCGACAAACACACACUUGUCAAAGGAAUCAUUGACAGCACUAUGACAGCGCAGAGGCAGGUGGUGGCUGUGACAGGAGAUGGGACCAAUGACGGACCUGCUCUGAAGAAAGCUGACGUUGGCUUCGCCAUGGGUCUUGCUGGUACAGAUGUGGCCAAGGAAGCGUCAGAUAUCAUCCUGACCGACGACAACUUCAGCAGCAUCGUCAAGGCGGUGAUGUGGGGACGAAACGUCUACGACAGUAUCUCCAAGUUUCUUCAGUUCCAGCUCACUGUCAACGUUGUGGCCGUCAUAGUCGCUUUCACGGGCGCCUGCAUCACACAGGACUCUCCUCUGAAGGCAGUGCAGAUGUUGUGGGUGAACCUGAUCAUGGACACUUUUGCAUCCCUGGCUCUGGCAACUGAGCCUCCGACAGAGUCUCUGCUGAAGAGGAAGCCAUACGGUCGCAACAAGCCUCUCAUCUCCAGCACCAUGACGAAGAACAUCCUGGGACACGCGAUCUACCAGCUCAUCAUCAUCUUCACUCUUCUAUUUGUUGGCGAGAAAAUCUUUGACAUCGACAGCGGCCGUAACGCACCUCUCCACUCUCCUCCAUCUGAGCACUACACCAUCAUCUUCAACACCUUCGUGAUGAUGCAACUGUUUAAUGAGAUAAACGCUCGGAAAAUCCACGGAGAGAGGAACGUGUUUGAAGGUAUCUUCAGGAACCCAAUCUUCUGCUCGAUUGUUUUUGGCACCUUUGCUAUGCAGAUUAUAAUUGUGCAGUUAGGGGGGAAGCCAUUCAGUUGUAAACCUCUUGACCUGGAAAAAUGGAUGUGGUGUGUUUUCCUCGGACUGGGAGAGCUCAUCUGGGGCCAGGUCAUAUCCACCAUACCCAACAGCAGGUUGCGUUUCCUGCGGAGGGCCGGCCAGUUGAGCAAGAAAGAUAAUUUACCGGAAGAGGAUGCAAAUGAGGAUAAUGAGGAGAUUGACCACGCAGAGAGGGAGCUGAGGAGAGGACAGAUACUCUGGUUCAGAGGACUCAAUCGUAUACAGACUCAGAUUGAUGUAGUCAACACCUUCAAGAGUGGCACCUCCUUUCAGGGGCAAGGGGCUCUGAGACGCCAAUCAUCCACCACCAGCCAGACCCAGGAUAUCCGCGUUGUGAAUGCAUUCCGUAGCUCCCUCUAUGAAGGCCUGGAAAAACCCGAUUCCAGAACAUCCAUCCACAACUUCAUGACACACCCAGAAUUUAGGAUAGAAGACUCCACGCCCAAUAUCCCCCUCAUCGACGACACGGACGAAGACUCCGCUCGGAGGAAGAAGAUCUUCUCCAGCCAGCCCACGUCCCCCAACAAGAACAACAAUGCCAUCGACAGUGGCAUCAACCUCACCAUCGACACCAGUAAAUCGGCUGCAUCCUCCGGCCCCGCCAGCCCUCUGCACAGCCUGGAGACCAGCCUCUAACCCUGAUCCAAAACCUCAGCUCUAACCUCUCGACCGCCUCUCCUUGAAGUCUGGGUGUGCCUCUCCCUAUUUCCCUCCAGACCUUAAACCCAACCUCAUAUCUUGUCAACCCCCACAUUCCCCCCAGUUCCAGCUGAAUUUUUUCCCUCCACCCCCCUCCAGACCCCAAUUUACCACCUUCACAGGACAGGCCCUGUGGCAACAUGCCCCCCCCCCCCC
Molecule: messenger RNA, 4905 nt
Organism: Platichthys flesus (European flounder)
Lineage: Eukaryota; Metazoa; Chordata; Actinopteri; Pleuronectiformes; Pleuronectidae
Gene: atp2b2
Product: ATPase plasma membrane Ca2+ transporting 2
Exons: 23
Coding region: 820-4686 (1288 amino acids)
Biological process (GO): calcium ion transmembrane transport; regulation of cytosolic calcium ion concentration
Cellular component (GO): intracellular membrane-bounded organelle; postsynaptic density membrane
Molecular function (GO): ATP hydrolysis activity; ATP binding; P-type calcium transporter activity
Source: RefSeq, a predicted model, not a curated record